Messenger RNA from Diutina rugosa, 438 nucleotides. It is a transcript of the gene COX6, whose product is annotated as cytochrome c oxidase subunit VI. Gene Ontology annotation, biological process: mitochondrial electron transport, cytochrome c to oxygen. Gene Ontology annotation, cellular component: mitochondrial inner membrane. NCBI's taxonomy places the organism in Eukaryota, Fungi, Ascomycota, Pichiomycetes, Serinales, Debaryomycetaceae. The transcript is spliced from 2 exons. Bases 1 to 438 code for a protein of 145 amino acids. The record is from RefSeq and is a predicted model, not a curated record.
AUGAUCUCGCAAGUGUUCCGUGCCUCGAUUAGAGCCAGAGUCGCCGUCCCCCGUGUCGCCCCCCGCGCCGUGGCGUUUGCCAGAGCCACCCCCGUGAGACGCUACACCACCGAACACGAACACCGCGAGGAAUCGUUCGAAGAAUUCACCGCCAGAUACGAGCUGGAAUUCGAAAACGCCUACGACUUGUUCGAAGUGCAAAGAAUCCUCAACAACUGUUUCUCGUACGACUUGGUCCCCGCCCCCGCCGUGAUCGAAAAGGCGUUGCAAGCGUGCCGCAGAGUCAACGACUACCCCACCGCCGUCAGAGUGUUCGAAGCGUUGCAACACAAGGUCGAAAACAAGGAACAGUACCGCGCCUACCUCGACGAGUUGGCCGAUGUCAGAAAGGAAUUGGGCAUCGACCUCAAGGAAGAAUUGUUCGCCGGGGAACAAUAA